UCCCUCUCUCUCCCCUCAAUUUCAGGAUACGGCGAGACAGUCGAGGGUCAAGAGUGCCACUUCCCCUUCCUGCACGAGGGUCACUGGCACUACAGCUGCACGAUGGAGGGAUCGUCUCUCCCUUGGUGCGCCACAGCCGUCAACGAGCAGAGCUUGGUGAUUCAGUGGGCUGUGUGUGUCGCGUCUGUAGGUAAGAUAAAAGUCGUAAGAACAACGUGUGGAAAGACGUGCAAAUUCCCUUUCCAACAUGAGGACGAAGAGCAUGACAACUGUAUUAUUACUCAAGACAGCUGUCAUCCCACCUGCCCGACGGAAGUGGACGCUGGUGGCAAUCCUACUGAGUGGGACGUUUGUAAUGCUGAUCAGGGACUGCAAGAGAUAGUCCUUACAGUGAGUGGCAAGAGCUGCGUGUUCCCUUUCCUGUACAAGAAGAAAUGGCUCUCAAAGUGCGUCGACGGAUUACAAGGACCGUGGUGUCCAACUUCGCUCACGGAACAGGGAGAGCCACUGGAUAAUGAUACUUGUUGGUUGGAUAAAGGAUACCAGAGGGUUGAAGUGACCGAGGAAGGGCGGCCAUGUGUCUUCCCCUUCACCUACAAGGGGAAGAGACACUAUACCUGCAUGGGGUCAGGAGAUACGUGGUGCGCGACGAGGGUGGGAGAAGACUUAGAACCUCAGGCGUGGGGUAUGUGCGCGGCGCAGGGAGAGUGCACAGAUAAAGUCUGUCUUGAACAUGAGCGCCAUCAUACUUCAGUGUCCAAAGAAAUCAUUCAUUAAUGAGGGAGAUGAUGCCAACGGCUGCUUAAUGACCCAAGCAAUAAUUAAUGAGUCUAGAUAACCUCUGUUUUUGCAGAUAAUCAGAAUAUUCUGUGUAGUUUUCGUAAUACCUUCUGAAACUGAGAUUUUCAAGGGAUGCCGUGAGAUU
Penaeus monodon (black tiger shrimp) is the source of this 925-nucleotide messenger RNA. Its product is annotated as epididymal sperm-binding protein 1-like. Lineage: Eukaryota; Metazoa; Arthropoda; Malacostraca; Decapoda; Penaeidae. The record is from RefSeq and is a predicted model, not a curated record. Bases 103 to 777 code for a protein of 224 amino acids. The transcript has 6 exons.